GCGCAGCGCGGUACCGCAGUGCCCGGCCCGGCGGGGUGAAGCGGAGCGGCAAGCCGGGGGGAGCCAGUCCGCGCCUGACACAGGGGAAGACGAUGAAGCUGUAGAGAUGCUUCCCUACGUGAUCGCCACCCUGGGCUCAGCAGGGGCCUCCUGCAAAGCCUCCACAUGCAACAACAGCACCAAGGACUACUGCUACAGUGCCCGCAUUCGCAGCACUGUGCUGCAGGGGCUACCCUUUGGUGGGGUGCCCACCGUCCUAGCCCUCGACUUUAUGUGCUUUCUCGCACUGUUGUUUGUCUUUUCAAUUUUGCGUAAAGUUGCUUGGGACUACGGACGCCUGGCCCUGGUGACUGAUGCUGACAGGCGCCGACGCUGGCAGACAGAGCGAGAGGAGCGGGAAUACGUAGCCUCCGCCCUGCACUCUGACAACCAUGACCGCUACGAGCGCCUCACCUCCGUCUCCAGCUCUGUGGACUUCGACCAGAGGGACAACGGUUUCUGCUCCUGGCUGACAGCCAUCUUCAGGAUAAAGGAUGAUGAGAUUCGGGACAAGUGCGGGGGUGAUGCGGUGCACUACCUGUCCUUCCAGAGGCACAUCAUCGGGCUGCUGGUGGCUGUGGGUGUGCUCUCUGUGGGCAUUGUGCUACCUGUCAACUUCUCAGGGGACCUACUAGAAAACAAUGCCUACAGCUUUGGGAGGACAACUAUCGCUAACCUGAAUUCUGGGAAUAACCUGCUAUGGCUGCACACAUCUUUUGCCUUCCUGUACCUGCUGCUGACAGUGUACAGCAUGCGCCGUCACACCUCCAAGAUGCGCUACAAAGAGGAUGACUUGGUUAAGCGAACUCUCUUCAUCAAUGGGAUCUCAAAAUAUGCUGAGCCAGAGAAGAUCAAGAAGCAUUUUGAGGAGGCCUACGCCAACUGUACCGUCCUGGAGGCCCGUCCCUGCUAUGAUGUGGCCCGGCUGAUGUUCCUCGACGCAGAGAGGAAGAAAGCUGAGCGUGGGCGAAUCUACUUCACCAACCUGCAGAGCAAAGACAGCACUCCAUCCAUGAUCAACCCCAAGCCCUGUGGCCACCUGUGUUGCUGUGUCAUCAGGGGCUGCGAGGAGGUGGAGGCCAUCGAGUACUAUACCAAGCUGGAGGAGAAGCUCAAAGAUGAUUACAAGCGGGAGAAGGAGAAGGUGAAUGAAAAGCCUCUGGGGAUGGCCUUUGUCACCUUCCACAAUGAGACCAUCACAGCCAUAAUCCUCAAAGAUUUCAACGCCUGUAAGUGCCAGGGCUGUGCAUGCCAUGGGGAGCCCAGGGCCUCCUCCUGCAGUGAGUCCCUCCACGUCUCCAACUGGACAGUCAGCUAUGCCCCUGACCCACAGAACAUCUACUGGGAACACCUCUCCAUCCGGGGCUUCAUCUGGUGGAUCCGCUGCCUUGUGAUCAAUGUGGUCCUCUUCAUCCUCCUCUUCUUCCUCACCACCCCUGCUAUCAUCAUCACCACUAUGGACAAGUUCAAUGUCACCAAGCCUGUGGAGUACCUCAAUAACCCCAUCAUCACCCAAUUCUUCCCCACCCUGCUGCUCUGGUGCUUCUCUGCUCUGCUGCCCACCAUUGUGUAUUACUCUGCCUUCUUUGAAGCGCACUGGACCAGGUCUGGAGAGAACAGGACGACCAUGCACAAGUGUUACACCUUCCUCAUCUUCAUGGUCUUGCUGCUCCCAUCAUUGGGCCUGAGCAGCUUGGAUGUGUUUUUCCGCUGGUUGUUUGACAAAAAAUUCCUCGCUGAAGCUGCUGUGCGAUUUGAGUGUGUGUUCCUGCCAGACAAUGGGGCCUUCUUCGUCAACUAUGUCAUCGCCUCCGCCUUCAUCGGGAAUGCCAUGGACCUGCUGCGCAUCCCCGGCUUGCUAAUGUACAUGAUACGCCUCUGCCUGGCCCGCUCAGCCGCCGAGCGGAGGAAUGUCAAACGACACCAGGCCUAUGAGUUCCAGUUUGGGGCUGCUUACGCCUGGAUGAUGUGCGUCUUCACUGUGGUCAUGACGUACAGCAUCACCUGCCCCAUCAUUGUCCCGUUUGGGCUCAUGUACAUGCUGCUUAAGCACCUGGUGGACCGAUACAACCUGUAUUAUGCUUACUUGCCUGCCAAACUGGACAAGAAGAUCCAUUCGGGGGCUGUGAACCAGGUGGUGGCAGCCCCCAUCCUCUGCCUCUUCUGGCUUCUCUUCUUCUCCACCAUGCGCACAGGCUUCCUGGCCCCCACUUCCAUGUUCACCUUUGUGGUCCUCGUGAUCACCAUUGUGAUCUGCCUGUGUCACGUCUGCUUCGGGCACUUCAAAUACCUCAGCGCUCACAACUACAAGAUUGACCACACGGAGGUGGACACCAUAGAAAACAGGCAGAACGGGAGACCUGCCACCAGUCUGCCAGCUCCCAAAUCAGCUAAGUACAUCGCCCAAGUGCUGCAGGACUCCUCGCCUGAGGGUGAAGCAACAGAAUCGGAGGAGCAGGGGUCGCAGGACGAGGAGCUCAUCAACGCAGAUGGCAUGAACGACACGGAUUUCCAGUCAUGUGAGGACAGCCUGAUAGAGAACGAGAUCCACCAGUAGGGACCUCGGAAGGCAGGAGGGGAAGGAGGCCCAGGAGUGGGGCAGGCUGUGCGCAUGGAGACGUAGGGAGAGGCACCCAAGGGUGCUGGCCAUUGCCCUCGCCUGCCCACCCCCCAGGGCUGCUGCCUUCAGUGAGGGCAGGGGCCCUGCCACAAGCUCUCCAUUUCCCUGCUCGUCCAGCAGCUCAGCAGGCAUGCUCCUUACUAGCUACCUUUUAAUGUGUCCCUGGACCCCAAAACCCUGGGGGCUGGGGAGGAGGGGGGCUGUGACCCCUGUGGUGCUGCUCUGGACCUGCAGGGAGGAGGAAGGCUGGGUGCUUUGUGGGGAGCAAGAGGGCGCAAGGGGAACCUUUGGGGUCUUCUCAGCAGGCCCCUCUGUCCCCUGUCCUCCUGGCGAGAAACACUAAUAAUUUAUUAGAUUUACAGGAAGGUGAUAAAAUGCUUUAGUCAGUGUAUUGGAAGCCCCACCUAGGGAGGGGGGGUGGCUUUUGUUGCACCUUCUCCCCAUGCCUGCCCUUUCUCAACCCCUUGCAGCAUCCACUUGGUGUGACGUGCCAGGAGCUGGGCCAGGCACCAAGGGCUGGUGACAGAGACUUCCCCCCCCACCCCACCCCGGCAAAGGUGACAGCCUGGCCUUGUGGUCAGGGGUGGCAUCAAACUGGGAAGGGGCAUGGGGUUGGCAUGAGCUGGGCAGCCCCUCACAGGGUGAGGGGUGCUGAGGGCAUUUCUCAUGGGCAGGAGGGAGGCGCAGGCAGCCUCUCCCCCAGGUCCUGUGCCCUCUUCCCCCAGGGGCACAGGCAGGGAAUUGCAGCAUCAUUUUAAGUGGCUUUUUUUUUUUUUUUUUUUUUUGCACAUUGUACUCCACUUUCAAACAAAAGUCAACUUGACCCCCAUGUGGUACUGUGACCUGACCCCCUUUGCUGCCCUGUGUCUGCACAGCAGGGUCAGGCCCAGGGAUGGGGGUGGCUGUGCUGGGGGUCUCUUGGGUGCUAGGGAGAGGGGAGAAAGGGUACUGGACUGCAGGCCCUUGGCACCCUGCAGGAUCAGUGCUGCCUGGUUGUGAUGGGGCCCAUGGGCUGCCUUCCUUGAGCUGCUUCAGGGUUGUCCCCCAGCUGAGGCAGUCGGGGAGCGAGGGAGCCCUGGGAGAGCAGCCCCUGGGAGCCCUCUCCAAGCAAGCCCACCAUCUUCAGGAGCACAGAAGCCUCGUGGAGCUGUGCUGGCUUUCUUCACCUGCCCUGACUGAGUGUAGGCUCCCCCAGCAUCACUCAGCCUGAGAGAGGGGGCUGUUCUUCCCCUCCCUCUGCCCUUGCCCCCUCUCUGGUAAUAGCUGUGUUCCAGAGGCAGUGAGGGGAUAGGUUGGAUGGGAGAGGUGGACUGGAGCCCCUGGCAUCCACAGGGAGGUCUGACCUUGUUUGAAGGCUUUUUGUGAGGAGGUCUCUAGUCAAGAUCAGUUGCCCUCAAUUGCUUCCCCCCUCCCCUUGUGUAAAAUGUAAAGGAAAAUAAUAAAUCUCCCUGCUAUUGAGCUAUAUUUAUUUCCCUCAACUCCUUGCCACCAUCCUGUUUGGUGCUCAUUGCAGACACUACCACCCUCUCUUUGCCUAUCAUCUGCAGGUGCUGCUCUGGCUCACUGGGGCCGUGCCCUCUAGGGUCUGAUGGGGCCGGGUAGAAAGGGGCAGUCAUUUACCUUUUCAAUCACCUGUGCUGGCCCUGGAGCUCCAAGCACUUUAAUAGACCUGAACAAGUGAAGUGUCAGCCCUGCCCAGCUCCGCUGUGCGGUCGGGCGGUCGCAUCCCAUGGCUUUUCUCUCCCUCACCCCCUAUUAGAGGAGGGGAGCCAGAGACACAGAGCGGGUGGGAGGGGCUACUCUGAGGAUGACAUAGCUGACUUUCCUGUACACCUCUCUAUAGGAAUCCCAGGCCCAGAGGAAAGGGGGGACGGGGGGGAAGAGAUGUGGGUCUGAUGCAUGGGGAGGGCAGGCCACCCCAGCUCCCAGGGCUCAGCCAGAGCUGGAGUGCAUGCGGGUGCGGAGGGGCAUGCUAAGUGUCACCCUGUCCCCUCCAGGGAUGGGCUAGAAAUGAAAUGAGCAUGUGAGCUGAGAGCUCCUGGUCCCCUCCCAGGCUGGGGUGAGGAGAAUGUUGAUCCUGCUUCCCUAUUCUUGCACCCACCUACUGCCCUUGCCCCCGGUCCAGCAGGCGGGCUGGGAUAUUCCAGUCUCUGUAGGUAUGGCUGUAGCCCAGGACUCUCUUUGUGGCUGUCAGGGCUCUGCCCGCAGAGAGCUGUGUGUUCCGAGCGGCACUGUCUGUGUAGAGAUGUGUAUAAUACCCUGUAUAUAUUUGUGUACAAAAGUAAAAAGGAAAAAAAGGA
Messenger RNA from Harpia harpyja (harpy eagle), 4959 nucleotides. RefSeq names its product transmembrane protein 63B (gene TMEM63B). Lineage: Eukaryota; Metazoa; Chordata; Aves; Accipitriformes; Accipitridae. Gene Ontology annotation, molecular function: calcium-activated cation channel activity. The transcript has 24 exons. The record is from RefSeq and is a predicted model, not a curated record. Gene Ontology annotation, cellular component: plasma membrane. Bases 107 to 2596 code for a protein of 829 amino acids.